Molecule: messenger RNA, 2278 nt
Organism: Triplophysa dalaica
Lineage: Eukaryota; Metazoa; Chordata; Actinopteri; Cypriniformes; Nemacheilidae
Gene: tpd52l2b
Product: tpd52 like 2b
Exons: 9
Coding region: 202-879 (225 amino acids)
Cellular component (GO): cytoplasm
Source: RefSeq, a predicted model, not a curated record
UUGAUCAUCGAGCUGCCACAACCGCUGAACUGGGCAGUGAUCGCUCGGGUUCUUCUGUUGGCUUAUCACAACGUAUUGCGUGUGUGGAUGUUUUGAUAGAAGGCGCGUAUCUAAGCAUCUCUUGAGUUUAUGUUCUGCACAUCAAACUGCGCAACUGUCAAGACAACGUUCUGAAGAUUAAAAGCAGACAUUUUUGACGACAUGGAUUCCGCGAAUCAAGAUAUCAAUUUGAACUCUCCACAUAAAGGCCUGGGCUCUGACUCUCUCUCAGAUAUGCCCGAGGAGAGAGGAGCUGUGGCUGUGAGUCCAGUGACUCUUCCUCCUGGAUUAACAGAGGAGGAGGCAGAGGAACUAAGGUUGGAGCUCACCAAGGUGGAGGAGGAGAUCUACACCUUGCGUCAGGUGCUGUCGGCUAAAGAGCGUCACGCUGCCGAGUUGAAGCGCAAACUGGGUCUCAGCCCCCUGAGCGAGCUCAAACAGAACAUCACGAAAAGCUGGCAGGACGUCCAGACCUCAAACGCAUAUCUUUCAGCUUCCUCUACUCUGGAUGACAUUGCCAACUCUGAAGUGUAUAAAAAAACUCAGGAAACAUUCUCGCAGGCUGGACAGAAAACCUCCGCCGCCUUCUCCACCGUGGGCACAGCUAUUAGCAGGAAACUGGGUGACAUGAGAGCUCUUCCUUUUUCUAACUCCUUUGGUAGCAACUACUCCAUUCGCCAUUCAAUAAGUAUGCCCGCUAUGAGGAACUCGCCAACUUUCAAGUCUUUUGAGGAUAGAGUGGAAAACCUCAAGUAUAAAGUGGUUGGAGGGAACGCCAACGGUGAAAGCGCCCACUCUCCGAAUGACUCGAACCCAGUCCAGGACAACGCUCCGUUCUGAGAGCCGACCGUCUUAAACACUCAUCUCAUUACUUUAUGAAUCCUGAAUACACACAUGCUUCAGUUAUCCCAGAACUCACCCUUUCUCUCUGAAUUCUGUUGUCCCCCUCUUUCUGACUCCUUCGAUACCCCUCCAUCUACUGCUAGCAUGUGCUUGUCUCAUCUCGCCAUUAAAACACUGUGCAGAUUCUGUGACACAAAAUCAUCACAGGUUGCACAAAAAGGAGAAAAAUGUUAAAUCAUUUUGUAUUAGAAACUAUUUUACACUGCUUUGCAUAAUGUUUUUACAUAACUUUUAUCUAUAUAUGAAUGUAAAGGAAUAUAAAUGACUAUAUUUAAACAGUACUGCCAAGAACCAUUUAUCAGAUGGUAGAGGGGUUAAAAACAGGAAAUAUGAAACAUUCAAAUCUGAAGGGGGAAGAAAAUCUGACAAAUAAAAGCACCGUGGUGCAGGUUUCUAUGCUGCUGCGCAUCCAUGGAGUUAUUUUUACUCUCCAUACAACAUGAAGCGAUGCUUUGCUGUACACUCGGUGAAUGUCUGACCUCUCAGUCGGCCUUACACUCCGUAUUCUCACUCUUUAUUGGCUUUAUUUGUUUCUUUUUGGAAUUUCUUGUUGUUCAGAUAAAUAUUUGCAUUGAUGGCUUUGUUUUAUUUAUGCUACAUUUAAGUCAGAAGUUUGUUUUGUUUGCUUUGCACCAUGUUGUGUACAAUAUGCCAGUUAGCAGAUGUCAUUGACCUUUUGCUGUCUCUCUCAAACAAACUAACGCAACUCAAGUUUAACUUUUUCAACAACAAAAAAUAUAUAUGUAUCUUGCUCUCAUGUGCACUAACCCGAAAAUGUUUAACAAACCGUUUGUUUAUUUUUCAGACAGAGGUAAACACUAGUGUAGUCUUGUAUGGUAGCACGGUCACUUUUUACCUAGAAAGAUAUUGGAAAAUAUUUCACUUGGCGUAUGUAGUCCAAUUUUUGCCUUUUAUAUACUUUAUUGUUGAGUUGAGUUAUAUGUGUCAAAGGUUGCUCUUGGUUCGGUAUCAUACACAAAAAGGAUUAUUUGCUAGAUUUGGUGAGACGUAAGAGAUAUGACUGAUUUACAUUUGACUGCCAAUGUUAUGGCUGAUAUGACUUUCUAUUGGAAUUCAUUUGUUAUGCCAUAAAAUGUAAAGCCCUUUAGUUCUGCCAACAUUGAAAAGAUAAGGUAACAAAUGAGAGAAAAGACAUUUUCAUGGGGCAGGUUGUUGUCUUGGGGAUAAGCACCAUAUAGCUUUAAGUUAGUUGCCUUAAGUAGCUAGCUGUUAUGAAUGGAAAGCUUUGAUUUGGUUCUUUUAAAACAGCAUAGUGUGAGAGUUAUUGUUUUAUUUUUCAGUUGUUUGUAUCAAUAAAGCAUUCCUUCAAAUUUUG